GUUUGGGCGUGCUUUAGCCUUUUAUUUAUUAAUGUAUUUUUCUCUGUAUUUAUUAGUCUUUUGUCCAUACUCCAUCCUUAGCACACAAUAUUUGGUUUAUUUACUCUUUCUAUUCAGCUCCAAGUGCACUGUUUGUGUUUCCUCAGUCCUAAGACCAAUGAUUAUUUUGUCUCGCUGAGAACAAUGCGCAUGUUUAUUCACAUUGAAAAGUUUUCUUUCCAGUCUCUUGAGUGGCACAAAGACAGCAAGAAUAGCUAAAUUAACUGUUUUGCUGCAGUUCCUCGAAGGUUUUGCUGUCUGAAGUCGAUGGGAAGUCGAGCAAAGCCUCUGUGGGAAGUACACCAUUACAGUACAGGAUGUGGAGUCAGUCACGACCCCCUCAGUAGCGUCUCACUCCAGCUGCGUGGAAAGUCGCCUUAUUUCCAGGAUGGAAAUUCCAACUGUGGUUUUAUUGCUAAUAAUCCAGAGCUGUAUGAGCAGCGGACAGGGGGACAACGAGGUCCUCGAACCUACGGAUACACAAGCCAGAAUCAGAUUGAGAGCACCAGACUCCUGGACAUCAACAUUUCUACCACAGACCUGACCUCCAGCCCAACUACCAGCCUGGUUAAUGAUCAAGUACCUGCGAAGGGUCUCAACUUCUCCUGUGCUGUGGGAUACAAACAGAAAGGGUCUGCAGAGUGUCAGGAUAUAAAUGAGUGUGAACAGGGUGAUGAAGGACCAUGUGGCUACCACAGCAAUUGUACUAACACCCCAGGCUCCUUUGUGUGCAGCUGUUUUCGUGGUUAUCUGAUGAGUUCCACUGGUUGUCAAGAUAUAGACGAGUGUGCUUUAGCUGCAGUAACUAGUCUACAGGCAUGUGGGCGAAGAGCUGUGUGUAAGAACAGCCCUGGAUCCUUCCAUUGUCAUUGUCCUGCUGGAUUUGUCCUUGGACUUGAUGGACACAACUGUGUUGAUGUUGAUGAAUGUACUUUUGAAGAGAGCUGCAGAAGGGAGCUAGGGAAUGUCUGCGUGAACACAGAGGGAAGUUACAAAUGUGUAUGUCAGCCUGGAUUCAAAGAAGACCAGGCAGCCUGCAUAGAUGUAGAUGAGUGUGUUGAGCAGGAAGGUGUGUGUACUAAUCAAGGGGAAUGUGAGAACACGUUUGGGAGCUAUAAGUGUGUGUGUUCCAGCGGAUACCGCGGCAACGGGACCCACUGCACAGACGUGAAUGAGUGUGUCUCAGGGCUUCAUAACUGCAAUGUGAACGCUCGCUGUGGAAAUGUCAUGGGCUCAUACUUCUGCCAGUGCCAUCAGGGCUACUUCGGAGAUGGUCACUUCUGCUACGAUGUAGACGAGUGUGCUAUAAGCGACGGCCUCUGUGAGCAUAACUGUGCCAACUUACCAGGAGGGUACAGCUGCCUAUGCAAAGUAGGAUACACACUAGCAGAUGAUCUACACAACUGCACAGACGUAGAUGAGUGUAGGAGCGGCAAUGUGACGUGUGAGCAACUUUGCACCAACACACCAGGCUCCUUCCUCUGCUCCUGUCAUGUGGGAUAUGAGUUGCACAUAGACAGACAAAGCUGUGUCGACAUCGACGAAUGCAAGCUGCAGAAUGGGGGUUGUUCGCAUAUCUGCACCAACACUCCAGGAGGACAUGUGUGCCACUGCCCUGUUCCACUUCUGCUGGACCACCACAGCUCCACUUGCAUCAAUAUCACUUCAUGUGCCUUGAGGAACGGCGGCUGUGAUCAGUUAUGCUCUCUGGGAGCCGAGGAACGUGUUAAGUGUAGCUGCAGAGAGGGUUGGGAGCUAGAUACUGACCAAAGAACAUGUCUCGACACUAAUGAGUGUGUGCUCUUUAAUGGAGGUUGUGAACAAGUGUGUAUGAAUCAUGCAGGUGGUUUUAACUGUACCUGCAAACCUGGGUUCGAACCUCGUACAGAUGAUCCCACGAAAUGCCAACCUGUGUGUGAACCUUCAUGCCAGAAUUACGGUGUGUGUGUCGCACCUAACACCUGUGACUGCCCUGCUGGGUACCCAGGCCCUGGUUGCUCAGCCAUGUGCUCUCCACCCUGUGCUCAUGGAGGGACGUGUAUGCGCUGGAACACGUGUCUGUGUCGUCCUGGCUGGACUGGAGAGGGUUGCCAUACAGCUGUGUGUGAGCUGCCGUGUGGAAACGGUGGUCGGUGUGUAGCUCCUAACGUCUGCUAUUGUCCGUCUGAUUAUUCUGGCCCUCAGUGUCUCACUCCGCUUUGUACUCCUCCUUGUCUGAACGGUGGGAGGUGUGUGGAUAUCAACACCUGUAGCUGUGCAGGAGCUUGGCAGGGAGCUCGCUGUCAGAUAGAACCAGUGCUAUGUGUGAAGCCGUGUAACAACAAUGGAGAGUGUGUGGGACUCAACAGGUGUCGAUGCUCCUCUGGCUUCACAGGGGAUCUCUGUGAAACAGCCGUGACGUUGCCCUGUGUGCCGCCCUGCCAGCAUGGAGGCACAUGCAGCCCUCAUAAUACAUGCAACUGCCCAGCAGGGACUAGCGGCCUGCGUUGUGAGAAGUUGACUUGUCCAGUGGUGACCACAGUGGUCAGCAUGGCUCGAGCAGUACGAAAAGGAUUUAAAGAAAGUUACGUAGAUCGCUGUGGACCUCUGGGGGUCCUGCUCUGCACCAAGUACAGGAUAAAUCAAGCACGCGUGUAUCUGCAGGCAUACAGAGUAGGAUACAAGAUCCAGUGUCCGAGUAAAACAGGAAUAUGAUCCAUACAAUCCUAUACAAAUUAUACAAAACCCCACCAGUUUACAGGCAAAUACACAUAUCUGAUGUGCUGUAUUACAUUCCUACACUUUUAAUACGUCUCAAAACAUAUCAUCGGUACAUAUUUGGACUAAGGAUUAUUUGGAUGAUUUUUUUAAACAGUAAUUUGAUGUGUUUGUGUAUAAAGAUGUAGACAGACUAAGUUAUAAGGAGUCUGAUUGAUUUUGGAUUCUGAAAUUUUGGUCUCAAAGUUAUAAGCCAGGGCUCAUCAGUUAGACUUGACAAGAGGGCAAAUUUUUUUCAAAAAGCAAAUCCUUUUUGUGCCUAAAAUGUAUACCAACAUUCAUUGGGAGAAUUUUUUUGCGCUCUGCCUUUGGUAUAAUAUAAUUGUCAUGUGCACCCUACAUAGUGCACUUCAUAUAGUGCAUGCUGUUUGAUAAUGAGAUGAAUGUCUAUACAUUUUUUCCCAGACUAACAGCACUCAUCUUGAGCACAUACACAAACUCCAGCAUGAGAGUUUAUCUGCUAUGUGCUGUAUUUCACUCCUUCUACCUGCUAGGGCUGGUGUCUAACAUGGAUAUCACCAGAUAUCUUCAUGACACAUCACUUAUUUUCAUCUCUAUUAGCUUGUGAUUUUGGUCUCUCAGCAUUUCUCAGCAUACUGAUUCAUAAACCGCUUGUCUGCCACUCAUGGAACUUGAGCUUUUGGCUGCCUGGAAUCCUGUAAGCUCAGAGCCACACUAGUGAACUGGACUGGACUGGACUGGACUGGAUUGGAUUGGACUAUUGGCUCUGACGGAGCUGGAGUAUGUGUAUCCCGUGAUUCUCUCUUGCUCUGCCAUAUAUCACGGCUCACAGCUCACCUACUGCGCACUACUCACAAACCCACAGCUAACAAUUCCAGUGACUGAGCUUUAUUCAGCUCAAACUUCUGGAGUCUGAGGACAGCCACAUUCUGUGCACCUAAUGCUAAGAGACUCUUGUGCCCAGUGCAAACCCCAGUGUCAACACAGACUCAGGCCCCAGUCCUCAGUUUUUUCUGGACCCAACUUAAUCAGGCCAACGUUUGGGCCUCGUAGCAGUUGUGAGCCCAAAAAGCUCAAAAGGUUCUCUCUUUGAAUGGCAUCAGACUUGAUCAUUUUAGGGCUAAAGUCAUCUGUUUUGGCUCACAGCCUUCAUUGAAGCUCUCCUGGUAGCUCAGGGUCCAAGCCCUCUGUAACGUCAUCCAAGAGACUCUUCUAUAUGGGAGAUGAACCGGCAGCUGAGAUGCAUCACUCGACUCAAAACAGUUGAUUGAAGCCUUGCUUUUAACAGACUGGAAGAAAUGGAAAACUCUCAGCAGGUCUGGUUUAGAUGUAGCACUAGGUUUGGCUGGCACAGUCCUCACUGACAGAAGCAUGCAAAACAAACUUUGUCCAGGAUUCCUGGCAUAUUCUUUGGGUCUGCUGCCAAAGAAGCCCUAGUUAGGAGAAUUCAAGCUUUGGAUUGAUAUCAAAAGGCAACAAAACUAAGUAGAUCAGCCACAUAGGACCAAUAGGCUGCCAAGGGUUGGAUCAAUGUUCCUUGCCUUGUUUGAACCACAGCAUAUAAAAUCUUCAAGGUCCAAGGUUUCCAGAGUCUGUUGUGGGCCGAACCUUUGAAAGAAUUCCAUGGAGCCUAUCAAUGAAUGGCAGGAUCUGCAGGUGAGAUGAUUCACAUGUGAAAACAUCACCCACUGGAUUGUACCAGAGGUUCGUCUUGGACAAAGGUACGAUUAAAAAGUAGAGCCCACCUUUCAGAAGGGAUUCAGAAGGACAAAGGUGUCCCGGGGAGUGAUGCUUGUGUCCAGAUAUGGUGCAGAAGAUAUGGAAACAAUUCCGCCACGCUCAGGUGAACCUCUUUGCCAGCACAGAUUUGACUUAUUGUCUCUUCCGUGUAAUAAAACAGGACUUAAGGACAUUGUAAAUUGUGUUUCCUUCCUUCUAAGGAACUGGGAUCCUUCGCCGAUUCUAUUCAUGCUACAAAAAGUUCAGAAAUUGAACCAGAGGUGUUAGACACUGCCCCAGCAUUUAGUAGGGAUAAAAUCUGGUUAGCUGGUGUUCAUAAAAAUAUAUAUUCUUUAUAUGUUCUUUGAAAAGUUUCAUUUUUUAUUAUUAUUCUGUGUUUAAGACCUGAUCAUAUUGAAUUUUCAUAGGCUGUUUUUGGGUGAAGUAUGCCUUUUGGUUUGUUUUCUUAAAAAAAAUAAUAAAAAAAUCCAGAUAGAAAAAAAGCUUUAUUACUUUGUGCUUUUUAUUAUAUUUUUAUGCAGUAUUACUGAUCAUUCAGAAUAGAAAUUUCAGCCAGAACAUUCAAGAAAAAUGUGGUACAUUAUCAUGCUUUUAUUUGCCAGUGUUCACACAGUACAAUUACUUUCAAUUGUUAACGUUAAAAGCAAACCUUUCUGUUACCCUGUGAUAUUAAAAAGUUAUUAUUUUUGGAAUGUAGUAUGUUGAUUUAGGUCAUUUUUACCCUACAAGGAUUCUUAAAUAAAAAAAAACAA
Hemibagrus wyckioides is the source of this 5249-nucleotide messenger RNA. Its product is annotated as neurogenic locus notch homolog protein 2. The coding region runs from base 307 to 2733 and encodes 808 amino acids. The transcript has 22 exons. NCBI's taxonomy places the organism in Eukaryota, Metazoa, Chordata, Actinopteri, Siluriformes, Bagridae. The record is from RefSeq and is a predicted model, not a curated record. Gene Ontology annotation, molecular function: calcium ion binding.